AUGUCCAAACGAUCCGGAAAAACAUCUUCUCAUAUCACAUAUGAGGACAAUAACGAGGAGCUAAUUGAUGAAAUUAAUGCGUUUCACGCUAAAGAUCGUGCGAUUGAUCCAAAAUCAUUGCGGAAGAAGAAGGUAUGGGAUCGUCCUGAGGAAGUUCUAAAUGUCGAAGCAGAAGCUUCUGAUAGUAGCGAUGAAGAAGAUGAAUCAGAUUUUGAUGACGAUGAAGAUACGAAAGUGACGGAUAAUAAAUGGGGAAAGAAAAGGAAGGACUUCUAUGGUACCGGCUACGUUGAUAAGGAAUGGGGAGGCAUGAGAGAAGAGGAAAUGGAGCAUGCGGAAUUGGAAGAAGAAGACGCUUUGACUAGACAGAAAAAUCUCGAUAAAUCUACAGCUGCGAUUGCUGAUAUUUUCGAUGACGACGAAGAAGAUGAAGUUGAAGAAGUCACGGAAAUUGAAACUCAAUUUGAUUUCAAUGAGGAAAACGCCAAAUUAAAGCAUAAAAAGCUCGACAAACUUAUUGCACAAUAUGCGGCUAGAAAGCGAAUCUACGAACUUGUCGUCAAACCGCUGGAUUCGGUUUUGGAGAAAAUGCCAAAUUGUGCGUUGAGAAGCCAAAUUGUCUAUGUUGCCCGGACAUAUGCCGUGUACUUAAUGAACGUUGCGUUCAUAAUAAAACUACGAGCUUCUCAAUUCACGAAAGAAAAUUUAGAUGACCCUUUAGUUGAUAUUCAUCCUGCCUUUGAAGCACUCAAAAGGCUUAAUAAGAAAAUCGAAGCAUGUGAGAACUUCUUGAAUACACACUCAGAAGAGCUUGAUGAGCUUAAAUCUUGGGCCAAGUCUUCUCCGGAGAAGAUUGAAGAACUUUGCACGAAAAUUUCAGGUGUUUCAUUGUCGAAGAAAGCGCACAGCGACAAUGAGAGCAUUGGAGAUCAUUGUGAGUCCGCGGAAAAUGGAGUCUCGUCGAUGUACACAACGCUGGAUAGCGAAGAAAAGAGAAAGGCGGAUGACCGAAUUGCGAAGAAUAAGCAGCUCCGCGACAAAAAGGGCAAAAAGAAGGCAAAGACCAGCAAGACGAAAAACCGGAAACGGGUGCACGAGAUCCAGAAGCGGGUCAAGUCGCAAGUCGGAGUCGUUCGGCGGGAACUUCAAAAGUAUUCUGGAGAGGCGAGUGGCAUCCGCGCAGCGACCAUCAAGUCGACAAAGCUUAUUGCUUAA
Caenorhabditis bovis is the source of this 1215-nucleotide messenger RNA. NCBI's taxonomy places the organism in Eukaryota, Metazoa, Nematoda, Chromadorea, Rhabditida, Rhabditidae. The record is from the annotation of a GenBank genome assembly.